AUGUCUGAUAACGAUGACGAUUAUAUGUGCGAAGAAGAGGAGGAUUAUGGUCUGGAGUACUCUGAGGACAGCAAUUCUGAGCCAGAUGUAGAUCUUGAGAAUCAGUACUACAAUAGUAAAGCUUUGAAGGAGGAUGAGCCUAAUGCUGCGUUACUUAGCUUUCAAAAAGUUCUUGAGCUUGAAGGUGGGGAUAAAGGAGAAUGGGGUUUCAAGGCGCUCAAACAGAUGAUUAAAAUAAAUUUCAAAUUGAGUAACUUUGCAGAAAUGAUGACAAGGUAUAAGCAGCUUCUAACUUAUAUAAAAAGUGCUGUCACGAGGAAUCAUUCAGAAAAGUCUAUUAACUCAAUCUUAGACUAUAUCUCAACCUCUAGAAAUAUGGAACUUCUUCAAGACUUUUAUGAGACAACUCUAGAAGCUUUAAAAGAUGCUAAAAAUGAUAGGCUUUGGUUUAAAACUAAUACUAAGUUAGGCAAGUUAUACUAUGACCGUGGUGAUUUUAAUAAAUUAGCUAAGAUACUCAAACAGCUACAUCAGAGUUGUCAGACAGAUGACGGUGAAGAUGACCUCAAGAAAGGUACUCAAUUAUUGGAAAUCUACGCUUUAGAAAUUCAAAUGUACACAGCGCAAAAGAAUAAUAAGAAACUUAAGGCUUUAUAUGAACAAUCAUUGCAUAUUAAGUCUGCUAUACCACACCCACUUAUCAUGGGUGUUAUAAGAGAAUGUGGUGGCAAAAUGCACCUGCGUGAGGGUGAAUUUGAAAAAGCUCACACUGAUUUCUUUGAAGCUUUUAAGAAUUAUGACGAGUCUGGUAGUCCACGUCGAACAACCUGCCUAAAGUAUCUUGUGUUAGCAAACAUGUUAAUGAAAUCUGGUAUAAAUCCAUUUGAUUCUCAAGAAGCAAAACCUUAUAAGAAUGAUCCAGAGAUUCUGGCAAUGACUAAUUUAGUAAUGGCAUAUCAAAACAAUGAUAUCAAUGAAUUUGAAUCCAUACUUAAACAUAAUAGAAACAAUAUAAUGGAUGACCCAUUUAUUCGGGAGCAUAUAGAAGAUCUCCUGAGAAACAUCCGUACCCAAGUUCUAAUAAAACUUAUUGGCCCAUACACUAGAAUUCACAUACCAUUUAUAUCCAAGGAACUGAAUAUAGAUGAAAAAGAAGUUGAAAACUUACUUGUUACUUGUAUCCUCGAUAAUACUAUAAGCGGUAGAAUUGACCAGGUAAACUCAGUAUUAGAGUUGGCAAGUAGUGCGAGAGGUGCAACACGAUAUUCAGCACUUGAUAAAUGGACCACGCAGCUUGCUGGAUUACAUCUUGCGCUGGCCAACAAAUUGGCCUGA
Molecule: messenger RNA, 1335 nt
Organism: Leptosia nina
Lineage: Eukaryota; Metazoa; Arthropoda; Insecta; Lepidoptera; Pieridae
Source: the annotation of a GenBank genome assembly